GUGCUCCUCAGGAUACGACAAAUAACGCCGGGGAAGAUUAGCACAAUUCUGUGACCACUUCACGAUGUUCUCGAGAACAGCACUUCGUAUGAAAGGAGCCAGGAAGGCCAUAAGAAACUUUUCUGUGGCUGCUCAGCACCAGCAAAAGGUAGCUGUUCUUGGUGCUGCUGGAGGGAUUGGCCAGCCUAUGUCACUGUUGAUGAAACAGCAUCCGGCUAUAAGCCAUUUGGCUUUGUACGAUAUUGUAAACACACCAGGUGUUGUAGCAGACAUUAGUCACAUUAAUACCCCUGCAAAAGUAACCAGUCAUCAGGGUCCAGAUGAUCUACAGGCUGCCUUGGAAGGCUGUGCAGCUGUUGUUAUCCCUGCAGGAGUCCCUAGAAAGCCAGGAAUGACUCGUGAUGACCUUUUCAAUACAAAUGCUUCCAUUGUACAGACUCUCGCUGAGGCUUGUGCCAAAUUUUGUCCCAUGGCAAUUAUUUGUAUUAUCUCUAAUCCAGUAAACUCCACUGUCCCAAUUGCAAGUGAAGUAUUUAAGAAAGCUGGAGUUUAUGACCCAGGAAGAAUUUUAGGUGUUACCACUCUGGACAUUGUGAGAGCAAAUACAUUUGUAGCUGAGGCAAAGAGUGUGGAUGUUGGCGAUGUGAAUGUUCCUGUGAUAGGAGGCCAUUCUGGUGUUACAAUCUUACCUCUUUUAUCACAGACGACACCCAAAGUUUCAUUUACUAAUGACGAAACAGAGAAACUUACUGACCGCAUCCAAAAUGCAGGCACAGAAGUGGUGAAUGCUAAGGCUGGAUCAGGUUCUGCUACCCUUUCAAUGGCUUAUGCCGGAACGAGGUUUACUGCAUCUGUUCUUGAUGCACUCAACGGCAAAGCAGGGAUAGUGGAGUGUGCAUUUAUCAAGUCAGACAUCUGUGGCACCGGCUACUUUGCUUCACCAGUUGAGCUUGGGCCAAAUGGUGUGAAGGAUAACUUAGGAAUCGGAGAGCUUUCAGAUUACGAGAAGAAAAAGCUUGAGGAGGUAAUUCCCGAACUGACCAAGAACAUCAAGAAGGGCGAAGAAUUCGUUUUGGGAAAAUGAUUGCGCUUCUUGGUGCACCGAAGAGUUUGGGCAGGAAAUUGUAUUGCGCGUUCCCUGUUGCAUUAAUAGUGUCUAACAAUUUUCCAACAUGCAGGAAGAAUGUGCCAACUCUGUGUGAUACUGUUCUGGAUAUAAGUGAAUUAAAACAGUUGUUUUAGUACAAGUA
Molecule: messenger RNA, 1250 nt
Organism: Pocillopora damicornis (cauliflower coral)
Lineage: Eukaryota; Metazoa; Cnidaria; Anthozoa; Scleractinia; Pocilloporidae
Product: malate dehydrogenase, mitochondrial
Biological process (GO): malate metabolic process; tricarboxylic acid cycle
Cellular component (GO): mitochondrion; cytoplasm
Molecular function (GO): L-malate dehydrogenase (NAD+) activity
Source: RefSeq, a predicted model, not a curated record